GUACGAGCUGCUCUGCGAGGGGAUGGAGAACGGGGGGUCCGAGAUGAAGGGCGCAGCGACCUGCAGUACGCCGGCCCGCCGGCCGCCGCCGCACCACCGCCACCCGCCGCCGAGGGAGAAGCUUCAACUUCCUCCGCCGCCACCGCCCCGCCCGCCGCCGCGUCCGCUGCCCCGCCCGCCGCCGAGCCGGCCGCAGCGGAGGCCGCAGCGGCGGAAGGCGCAGCGGAGGGCGCAGCGGCGGGGGCGGAGGCGGGCGGCGCAGGUGGUGGCGCGGUGCGUGCGGACGAGCCUCUCUUGCGGCCGGAGGAGCUGGCUCUGCUGCUUUGCGACGCGGCGCUGCAGCGCAAGCUGGCGGAGGUCGCGUCGCAGCCCGAGGCAGUGCUCGCCUUUCGGGAGGACGCCGUCCUGCUCGGCGUCCUCCUCUCCCUCGCCGAGCAGGGCUCUCCGGCCGGAGGAGGAGGAGGGGGCGGGGCGGCAGGGGGCACCCCGCAGCAGGUGGAAGUGGCGGACUGACAGCCGACAAGACACGCGCGGGGGCUGUGCGGGCUCAGAUGCGCUUGGCUGGGCGCGUGCUUUGCAUGGUCGGUGAACAGCACGUGGAUAUGCGCGAGCAGUGUCUCUCCGUCUCUCUCUCACCCGCCCCCCGGGCACCCCGCGCCGGAUCGCCUCGAUAACGCUCGUUGUAUUCCC
Messenger RNA from Emiliania huxleyi CCMP1516, 690 nucleotides. RefSeq lists its product as hypothetical. NCBI's taxonomy places the organism in Eukaryota, Haptophyta, Isochrysidales, Noelaerhabdaceae. The transcript has 2 exons. The record is from RefSeq and is a predicted model, not a curated record. Bases 23 to 589 code for a protein of 188 amino acids.